Molecule: messenger RNA, 1455 nt
Organism: Microdochium trichocladiopsis
Lineage: Eukaryota; Fungi; Ascomycota; Sordariomycetes; Xylariales; Microdochiaceae
Product: 2OG-Fe dioxygenase-domain-containing protein
Exons: 1
Coding region: 107-1072 (321 amino acids)
Molecular function (GO): dioxygenase activity
Source: RefSeq, a predicted model, not a curated record
GGUCAAAGUGGCAUCUGCUGUCCCGUCGUGUUGGUUACGCGCGGAAGUUGUGCUCUUAAUACACCUGGAGUCCCUGCUCCCACUUUUCAUCGCCGCCGCUAUCAUCAUGCCUUACCUCAACGGCCACAAGCCGAUACGGCCAAAGGCCCACGUGCUCAACGUCCUCGAGCAGCGCUACAAUGCCAGAUUCUAUGAGGCCAUUGCCGCUGUCAUGGCCCUGCGGACAUCCUACCUUCGGGACAGAUACAUAUUUGUCCGUGGCGAGGCCAUGAUCCCCAUACUCCGGGGCCUCGGCGCACGGGAGGAGGACUUUGAGGCCGCAAAGCACAUCAGCCAUCUCACGGGGCCCGACCCGACCCUCGACUUCAGGACCGUCACAUAUGGGCGGUACUGCAUCGACCCGGAGACGCGCAGCAUCCGCCGCCUCGAGACGCAGCCGUACACGCUGACCGAGCAGGAGGACUACAAGCGGCACGACUCUGGGAUCCCGCGCAUGUUUGACGAGGCGCCGACGGCGAUGCAGGGCAACACGGUGGUGCAGGCGCUCAUGCUCUUCAAGGCCCUCGUCUUCCAGGGGGUGCCGCUCUCGCCGCGGCCGAAGCUCGACUACGCCGCGCCGCAGUGGAUCGUGACCAUGUUCAACGCGCGCACGCACACGCACCAAGAGAGCGGCAUCUACGGGGAGCCCGCGCUCGAGGGCGUCCACUCGGACGGCUCGGACCACACGAUGACGGUGAUGCUGGGCACCGACAACAUGCGCGCCGACUCGGCCGUCACGUACAUCCACGACAACCGCGAGACCACGGGCGUGCGGACCGCUGAGACGGACCCCACGCUGAUCCGCGGCAGGGUCCAGCACCAGGGGUUCCUGGACACGCUCAUGUUCUGCGACCACGACUUCAAGCACAGCGUCACCUCGGUCUACCAGGACGACCCAGGGCGGCCGACCACCAGGGACAUGCUGGUCGUCUUUACGAGGAAGCCCAAGGUCGACGGCCACGUCUCGGGGUACGCGGACACCUUGGAGCUCCAUGCCGAGGCGCCGCUGCAUGUACCCAUGUGGCUGCCAUGAAGGAUUGGGACGACGUCUGUUGGAGAAAAAGGGGAUGUGGAGAAACAGGAUGGGUGUGCAAGGAAAAUGUCGGUGUCCGAAAUGGUUGUUCAGGGGUCCCCAAUCGAGGCAAUAUUCCAGAUCAAUUGCUGCAGAGCCGCCAAUCAGAUUCCAACGUCAUGUCCGGAAGGACAGAUUGCAUGAGACCUUCAAAAGAAACCGCCGUCAUUGAGACGGAAAAUAGAUCUGCCGUGCUCGGGGGAUAGCGUACGGCGCCGUGCAAAGCACUCUGCUCGUUCCUCAUCUUUUUGCGACAUCUCCUCUCAAAAUCAUCAUUUGCCGACAUGAUCCCCUCAUAUCGUGCCUAAGACGAUUGCCGAGAAUAUACUAGACAGUGCAGGUGG